Manis pentadactyla (Chinese pangolin) is the source of this 4764-nucleotide messenger RNA. It is a transcript of the gene ART4, whose product is annotated as ADP-ribosyltransferase 4 (inactive) (Dombrock blood group). The transcript has 3 exons. Lineage: Eukaryota; Metazoa; Chordata; Mammalia; Pholidota; Manidae. The coding region runs from base 850 to 1950 and encodes 366 amino acids. The record is from RefSeq and is a predicted model, not a curated record. Gene Ontology annotation, molecular function: NAD+ poly-ADP-ribosyltransferase activity; NAD+-protein-arginine ADP-ribosyltransferase activity.
GUGUAGAUGGGAAAACAAUUAUCCCAAGGAUUUGGACUAUAGGAAGGAUGUUCUCACUAGAAAGGAAAGUGUCUGAGAGAGUGUUUCCUAGAACACCUGUGCUGGAUUAACUGGGCACACUAGAACCUGCUGCUGACUGACGUAAGCUUUCAGAGGCUGUCUACUGACAGUAGUCUUUGGGACUCGUUACAGACUAAAAUAGUGUGGAUGAAAGAUCUGACACCCUCAGAAGAUACAACAGGUAAGAGUGACUCCAACGAGUAUAAUUUCUGGAUUGGAGAGCUUCAACGAUGCCAUGGAAAAGCAGCAAAGAGAGCCUUCUUUUUGAGAGCAUCCCUGUUGCUUCAUAAUAGCCACAUCUGGGCAGGACCUAUCAGCAUCCCCAGAUGAACUUGACACAGGCCCACCCUGACAUGGCGUCUUUGCGGCAGCCUGCACAAGCCGAUCAAAUCACUCGCAGUGGAAGCCCACAGCUCAAGAUAAUGCCAUUUGGCCUCAAACUCUGUGCAGUGCAUGCUUUCCCUGCCUUCCUGGGAAAGAUAAGAGUGAGAGAGUGAGCCUGACCCUUAACAGGCCUUUGGAAUUCCCCAGCAUACAGACUAGAUGAGGAAAUUUUUAAAUAGGAAACUAACUUGAGUUCACGUUAGAACCCUUUAUUUGGUGCACAAGUCUGUCUAGUUCACAGAUUUCAGCUUUGCAAAUAAGUUGGAGCCGAUUUCUUCCCUCGGAAAAAAACUUUUAGUUGGUGAUGAUCGACAGAAGUCUCAACACAGAAAUGAGCAAGGAAGGUUCUCGCUGAGACUCAUCCGAAGAAAGUCCCAAAGCAAGAGUCGGAGAGCUCAUUUCAGGAUGAAGCUGCAAGGGCGAAGGAGAACUUCUAACACGAGCAAAUGCGGGCCAUGGACCGGCAGAUGCCGGGGGACUCCUCUCCCAGCCCCUGCAGCUCCUGGGGUGAGUGCCUGGCUCUCUGGAGGGCAGCUUCUCCUGCUGCUGUUUUCCGGUCUGCAGAGACCCACGGGGAGUUCCAAGGUUGCAAUUAAAGUUGACUUUGACUUGGCACCAGAUUCCUUUGAUGAUCAGUACCAAGGCUGCAGCCCACAGGUCUUAGAGGAGCUAAGUCGAGGAGAUUAUUUCACAAAAGAGCUAAAAGCCCAUAGGGAUUAUGACAAGGUCUGGAAGAAUGCCCACUUAACCUGGUUGAACCGAGCAAAAGAGCUCCCCAAGAACAUGAAUAUUACCCAUGCUGUGGCCAUCUUGGUUUAUACAUCAAAAAGCAAUGUUCCCUCAGACUUUAUUAGAGCCAUGGCUAAUGCUUCUCGGUCUGCACAGCAGUACAUUCAUUCAUUCCAUUUCAAAUAUCUCCACUACUACCUGACCUCAGCAAUCCAGCUGCUGAGGAAAGAGAUUGUCAUGAAGAACGACUCUCUGUGUUUUGAGGUGCAUCAUGAGAUGAAGGAUGUCUACCUGGAAGCGCACAGAGGCGCCAUCAUCCGAUUUGGUCAGUUCCUCUCCGCCUCCCUCCUGAGAGAAAAGGCACAGAAGUUUGGGCGACAAACUGUAUUUACCAUCGUUACCUGCUUGGGUGCACCUGUACAAGAAUUCUCUCUCAAGAAGGAGGUCCUGGUUCCCCCCUACGAGUUAUUUGAAGUUGUAAAUACAAGCAUCCAUGCAGGAGGAAGGUGGAUACAACUGCGGUCAGCUGGAAACCUGAGCACAUACAACUGUCAGCUGCUAGAAGUGUCAUCAUCUCUUCCAAAAGUGGAAUAUAAGAAAACCUCCGUGGCUUUGUUUUCCCUGUAUACUUUUGCUUUAUUCAGGGCACCCUGGGCACCUCAGGGAAUGGCUCUGCACAGCUAUCAACUGAUACAAAACUGGCUCAGCCUACUGCCUACAAGUGGGCCUGUAACAGUAUAUUUCUUCUCCAUGGACACAGAGAUUCAUGCUGGAUAGAAAAUGGCCCAAUCAGAGCCUAUGAGAUACAAUCAGGGCACUUUUUUUUGGAAUUGAGAGGGAAAGUAAGGUGAAGGCCUUUUUUUGGAAUGGAGAUUAGUGAAAGCAGAGUGUCCAGUGGCUAGCAGCCCCCAGAGAGAGGCUAUCUCCCUGAGAAUGGAGCUAAAGCAAUAAAGGAAGAGCUGAAAAAUGAGAAGAAACUGAGUCCUACUGAGAACAUAUGAGUCCCUAGGUCCAACUGUGUCGGAAACCUGGGCUUUUUCAUUACGUCAACCAAAACAUUGUAUUUUGGUUUAAAUAAUUUGAAUUAAGUUUUCUAUCGCAAGCAAUUAAAGGAGUUAUGAACACAAGGAUAUUCCUUAUUUUUUAUUUAGUGGUCCUCAAUAAAAACUAAUCAAAGAAGCUUGAGUUAGAAAGCAAAGGACAAAUUCUUCAUUAAAUGGAAAAGCUUUGAGCCCCAGAGACAUAACCACGGUGUGACUUUUCUUCUGCGAUUUUCGCCAGCAUUCAAGACCAAACCAGUAUAGUCUCAAACAGGAGGAAAUACGGAAAUUUGAGGAAUAAAACAGGAAGUUAAUGAAAGACAUUAAUGAAAGCUCAUUUGCUGCCAGUAAUGGGUAGUACAUUACAAAAUAUCACAAAACUACAAAAGUUGGUAUUUUUCUAUAAAAGUUAGUAUUAAAAUUCAUGUUAAUUUAUGAAUGACUUUAUAGCAAAUUGGAUUUUAAGUCAUUGUUGCAAAUUUAAGUGUAUUUAUUAGAAAAGCACGUGGAUGUGUAUAGAGAUAAAAAAGAAGAUGCAGGAGGGAAAAAAAAUCUGGUUACCAGGUAAAUAUCAAAGAUAUGUUAAGUUCCAUUAUGUACAAAUGACUAGGUAAAAAAAAGUAUAACUCAUUGACCUUCACAGAUGGGAAUGUUCUCCAAAUAUUCUCUCAGGCUGUAUACGGUCUAGGUGGGGUGAUGGGGAUUGUUUUACCUGAUCUCCUGGGACCCAGCUACUGGGCUAAAUGGAGUGAAGAUGGGGGCCAGCUCUAGACCUUUGAAUUCUGAAAGUCCAUACUUUAGCCCCUCCGAGAUUUUCAUAAGAAGCAAUAAAAGUGGAAAUCAGCUCAUCUAACCCAGUAGGACUUCCUGGAGGGCCUGUGUUAUGGUAAAAGAGGAAUCAGCUGGAUAAAAUCAUCUGGUAGAGAAUUCAAGCAUCCAGUACCAUCAUUCUUCACACUGGAAUUUUGAGAACAGGGCCAAGUGCACCUCUAUCGUCUAGCUUGCAUUGGCCUCUGCACCUAAUAAAGCAAGCAUCAAAUUUCCAAAACACAACUCCCAUUUUGGCAGGUUAGCGGUUACCUAGGAGAGAGUACUGAGGGCCUAGCUCUGGAAAUGAGCUUUACAGUGAGCUUUGGUGAAGCAGUGGCAAACUGUGUUAGGAAAAUCCUCCUAACAUCUUGCACAUAUUUUCUUCUGUGCCAUAGCAGUGUAUUUAUUGAGCCCAACUAGGUACAAAGCACUUUAGAGAUUGAAAGUCAAAUACACUAGGCCAGAUCGUCAUUGAGUUUACAACCUCUUGAGAGAAGUUAAGAAUACAAAGGAAAUACCAAAAGAAGGGAAAAUCAAGUCUGCUGUUCAUGAGAGUUCAGGAAAAGAGAGAUUUCUUCUGAGGCAAGAAGGAAAGCCAGGAAGGCUUCAAGUAGAGGCAGCAUUUGGGUGAGGCCUUGGGACACUGGGAUGAGAGCAAGGGGUGAGAGGAAGGAAUAAAAAAGUUAGGCAUGGAUAUGUCGCAAGUUCUUAGUGCCAAAAACAAGCAUAGAUAAUAAGUGCUUGGAGUUCAGAGAAAAAUGAGAUUCCUCUGGCUGUGCUUGGAUUCAGCUUUCCAUCAGAGAUAAGGCUUAGGGGCAGAGCUCAGAUGAGUGCAAAAGAGAGAGCUGAGUAGAAAAGAGAGGCAGGGUAUAGGAAUGAUCAAUGUACAUAAGGGUCAGAAAAUAGGUCUGACAGAGUGAAGGAGUAAUAUGAACUGGAGAGGAAAGGUGAAGCCACUCAGUCAAAAUAAAACGCCAGCCCAACAGCAUUUGAUAUUCAUGAGAAAUCAGUUUUCUAAGACAUUCUAUAUCGGUCCCCUGAAAGCGUGCUCCCAGAGCCAGCAGUCCCUUUAGAGCUUGUUACAAAUGUAGAUUCUAGGGCCUGAUCCCAAAUCUAUGGAAUCAGAAACCCCGACAUCUGUGUUUAGUAAGCCCUCCAAGCUUGUGAUUUAUGUGAUUACAGCCCUUAAGGGAAUAGCCAAGUUUUUAAAAAGAUAACUUAGCUCUUCCUCCUAAUGCUGCUUUACAGAACAAUUCUCUGGAGAUAAAAAUUAUUCUUUUGAAUUACAUAGAUUUGUCGGCUUAGCUAAGGAUGAAUGGACUUAGUUUACAUUCCCUCAAUCUCUCCUUGUCUAAAGAUUUUGUGCAUUAGUCAGUAAAGUGGACCAUUGAUUUAAAUUGCCUCAAAGUCUAAGUUCAUGAAACUUUAGGAGACCGGUUUCCAAAAAUACACUGUAAUAUCUACUCUUUGUUAGUCUGGAUGUCUUCUGAAGGUAAAAUGGAUCCUUAAAUGUGCAUAAAUUCACAUAGAUGUUAAGAGACUACACUAUAAAGUUGCAUAGCAUUUAUCUCCUAUAGUAAUUUUAGUAAAAUAACACAUGCAUCUCUCCUUUUUGUAUAUACAAAAAAAAUACUGUGGCUCCAUUUAUUAUUUUAUUUUUAUCUUUAUAAUUUAGUAUCUAAUUGUUCUGAAGUUCCAUUUACUCUAACUCUAAACAAAAAUAAAUACAGCAAAAGAAAAA